AUGGAAAUUUUCUUAAAGACACAGCAUGACUAUAAAAAGAUCAAUUGGUUUUCAUCUAUACCUGAGAAAUUUAAGCACGACAUCAAGGAGCAAUUGAAAAAAGAAAACUUGGACUUUGAUAAUGAACAUACUUAUCAAGUUAUUGUGAAUAUGCCUAAGAUUUCAGGUAGUUAGUCAAGAUUUAAGUCAUCAAGGUUGAAUUCUGCUAAUAGUCAAAAGUUUUUAAGUGAAUAGUAAUCUGUAUUGAGUGGAGGAGGAUUAUAAAUGAGCAGCGUUGCCAAUCUAAGACCUUAAACAUAGGGAAUUGGUGGUGUAAAUGGUUAAGAACGCCAUUAAUUCAAUCGGAAAAAGAUCAUGACCGUGCCAACCUAUUAAAAUUUAGUGAGAACUAGAGAGGAUAAACUUCACUAAUUACAACAGGAAAAAGAGCUAAAUAAACUUUAUGAGAAUGAAGUAAGGUAGCACCUCAGUGAAGAUGGUAUUCCCUCAAAUGAUAUUAAGGUGAAUACGGUUGCAGUCAAAUAUCUUGGAAUUACCGAUGGUAAAAUAGGAAUAUUGUCAAGAAAAGUACCCAUUCCAGUUACAGUUCCAGAAAAAGAGUAGUAAUCUAGAAGAGUUUUGUCAAAGAUCAAAUCAGCGAAGAUUAUCAAUAGACCCAAACAGUUUUAAGAGAUUAAACUCUCUACUCAUGAUAACAUAAUUAAAACAGAUGAUGAAGAUGAUGGUUAUAUUCCUGCUGCUACAAAACCGAAUACCAAAGAAUAUAUUGUUUAAGGAAGGAUCAGUGAGUACAAUCAUCUUAUAUAAGAUAAGUUGGUAAAGAAAGAAGAAAAAAGCUUAUAUGAUGUUAUAAAUGAUUAAAGAACAAUUUUAAAGACAGCAACUAAUAAAAAAUAAACUAAGGAUCUUUCAACAGGAGUAAAUGUACCUUCAAAUUAUCAUACUUAAAAAUCAAAUUCAAGCAAGAAUUUGUUGAAUGACAUAAAUAGACCGAGGACCUCUGUGAAUCCAAAUUACAAGAAUAUCUAAUCUCACUAUAAAUUGACUAGUCUUAUAAAUGGACCUGAUGAAACUGAUAUAAUGAAUUAUAUAAAUCAAAAGACAUUCCAUAAAAUGCAGUAAUAGUAAAGUCAAAAACAGAUUGUCUAAAAGAUAACCUAGGCAUAUUAAGAAUUCAACUAAGCUCAUUAACUUGUACCUUAACCAGAGGAAUAUAACCAGUAUCUGAUAAAUAAAUAUUCCUUGCCUAAGGGACUGAGAGCUUGCAAGAAGCAAAGAAAUUACUCAGAAAGUGAAUAAUAGUUCGAUGAUAGAUACACAAAAGAAAAUUUAGAAAAGAUAAACUUAGCUAACCGCCGCCGAAUGCUUGGAGCAUUCUAAUAGAGUCAAGGACUUCAAGGUUCAAAGAUAAAGCCUGUAAUAAUUUCUCCUAAAACAUCCUCUUACGGUUAAUCUGGAUUUAAUUCUAAGGGAAGUCUACUGCUAAAUUGA
This is a messenger RNA of Stylonychia lemnae, 1491 nucleotides long. The record is from the annotation of a GenBank genome assembly. Lineage: Eukaryota; Ciliophora; Spirotrichea; Sporadotrichida; Oxytrichidae.